This is a messenger RNA of Sinocyclocheilus grahami, 959 nucleotides long. Its product is annotated as grifin-like. NCBI's taxonomy places the organism in Eukaryota, Metazoa, Chordata, Actinopteri, Cypriniformes, Cyprinidae. The record is from RefSeq and is a predicted model, not a curated record. The transcript has 4 exons. Bases 86 to 505 code for a protein of 139 amino acids. Gene Ontology annotation, molecular function: carbohydrate binding.
GUGGUGUCGCCCUCUCUUUAAAUGACCCCUCACUACCAAAACACAUCCAGCUGUAAGCUGAUCAAUAGACGGCCCUGCCAACAAGAUGACAUUACGGUUUGAGGUAUCCUGCCCUGAUGGUCUAUGUCCAGGAUGGAGUAUCAUCCUGAAAGGAGAGACCCCAGCAGAAGCCAGCAAGUUUGAGAUCAAUUUCCUGUGUGACCGCGAUGACAGAAUAGCCUUCCAUUUAAACCCCUGCUUCACUGAGUCAGAUAUCAUCUGCAACUCCUACAUGGCCAACCACUGGGGGCAGGAGGAGAGGUGCAGCAGCUUCCCCCUCGGGAUAGAAGAGCCUUUCCAGAUUGAAAUUUACUCUGACAAUGAUAACUUCCAUGUUUACAUUGACGAAACCAAGGUGAUGCAGUAUAAACACCGUGUGGAAGACCUGAAGACCAUCACGAAAGUACAAGUGGUGAAUGAUGUCAAUAUCUCCUCUUUAGAAAUGACCAAAAAGCAUUUUUACUAAGUGAUGGGCUGGAAGGCCAAGCAGAUGAUUCAUUUGGAGUGAACCUUGUGUUUGUUUAUGGUGGGUUAUUGUUUUUAGCAUAUCUGUUUACACACCUUUCAAUACUCAUAAUUAUCCUCUUGGGUUAAUUAUCUUCUGUAAAGGUGUGAUUAUUAGUAUUGACAUGCCUUACCUUAACUCCAUAUUUAUAUGAAUCUGUGAAUAAAUUGGAUGUUUGAAAAGAUUCCUGAAGGACUCAUCUGGGUGACUAAGAAUUUCUGUUUUUCCACAAAAUCAAUGUCAAAAAUAGAUUCUGCAAAUCCAUCUGGGUUUGCUUAUGAUAAAAACAUCCUAAGAAAAUAUAAAAAAUAUGCUCAUGUAACGCUAGCGGCUGCAGUCUUUAGCCUCCUCAUUAGUGCGUCUGCCUCCCAUGCCAGAGACCCACUCGGAACAAGAACGAGGUGUGGUGGUGAGG